UUUGGAACUCAUUUUAUUAUUGUUGUUAAGUCACUCUUCGGGGCUCAAUGUAGUAUUAUGUAUCAUACAAAUCACUUCCUUUUGAGACUGUUUUUAUUAUUAAUAGUGGUUAUUAUUAAAAGUACGUUUCUCUUUGGGACUCAGUUUAUCAUCCCUAUUUUCUCUUAGGGACUUGGUUUAGUGUUAUUAUUAUGAUUAUUAUAAUACAAGUCAUUUUUCUCUUCUGGACUCAAGUUUUUUCAUCUGUAAAAUGAGGAAGCUGACUGGAACACGAGCCCUAGGAAGCAACGAUCCAGUUCGAAGGGCCGUUCCUCCGCUGGCGGGUAGCGGGUCGCCCAGGAACGGAGGACUAUCUAGAAGAGCAGUCUUGAGUCCCCAACUUUAUCUCCCAGGCAGACGCGGAGCCGAUUCUUUAUCAGUUGGUCCCGGGAACCAGCUUUUCGAGUGUCUAGAAUCGCCGGGAGUCGGCUGGACUACAGAUCCCAGCAUCCCCGCUUAGCCCGCCCCCCUCAUGUGGCCUCUGCUCAGGCUCCAGGUUUAGUUUCUCUUUCCCACGUCCUCUGCACCAGGUUGGUUUACGCCGCUCGGCACUUGGCUUUGGCUGGAGUUGGAGCGAAGGUGCGCGUUAACAUGGCCUCUUCCCUGGGAAGGUUGAGCGGGAAUCGCUGGGGGAGCGCGGCGCUGGGGCGCGGCUGCCGACGGUCGCGCGCUUGCCCCCCGGAAUCCGCUGCAGGGCGCUUCUGCGGGGCUGGCCCAGAGCAGACCCGAGGGCUGGGCUACGGAGUGGGCACUAGAGGAGUGGGGGGCGGGGGCAGAGCGAGAAGAGCCCCUUGGCUGGUGGCGGGGCUGGCGGCGGGACUGGCGGGCAUGGCCGCAGCCUCUUUCCAGCACCUGGCGCGGGCCGACAUGGUCCCUAGAACCGAGGGCGCGUCCGGCGUUUCGGAGAGAGCGGACGAGUUGGCCCUCCGCUGCAGCUCCUUCAUGGCCCAUCCCGUGACUGCCCUGUCGGAAUUGCGGGCCCGGCCGGGGGACAUGAAGACCCAGAUGGAACUACUGAUCAUGGAGACCCAGGCUCAGGUUUGCAAGGCGCUGUCGCAGCUGGACCGGGGCGCUGGUUUCUCGGUGGAUCGCUGGGAGAGGAAAGAAGGUGGAGGGGGUAUCAGCUGUGUGCUACAGGAUGGUCAAGUCUUUGAAAAGGCUGGAGUUAGUGUUUCUGUAGUUCAUGGAUCUCUUUCUGAGGAAGCAAUAAAACAAAUGAGAAGCAGAGGAAAGGUCCUCAAGACCAAAAAUGGUCAUCUGCCCUUUUGUGCUAUGGGAGUCAGCUCCGUCAUCCACCCCAAGAAUCCUCAUGCACCCACCUUUCAUUUCAACUAUAGAUAUUUUGAAAUAGAAGAAGCUGAUGGUAACAAGCAAUGGUGGUUUGGUGGUGGAUGUGACCUUACUCCAACUUAUUUGAACCAAGAGGAUGCUGUACACUUCCAUAAAACCUUAAAGGAUGCUUGUGACCAACAUGAUCCAAGCCUCUACCCCAAGUUUAAAAAAUGGUGUGAUGACUACUUUGUUAUAAAGCAUCGGGGAGAAAGAAGGGGAAUUGGGGGUAUAUUCUUUGAUGAUCUUGACUCCCCAUCCAAGGAAGAUGUAUUUCAUUUUGUCCAAAGCUGUGCACGUGCUGUUGUACCUUCUUAUAUUCCCUUGGUGAAAAAACACUGUAAUGAUCCGUUCACACCUCAGGAGAAACAAUGGCAGCAGCUUCGGAGAGGGAGCUCAGAAUCCACUAGUAAGGCAAAAAUAUUUAUGAAAAAACACUCCAGGAUCUUUGCCAAGAAAACUCCAAAUGGAAACAUGAAGAGAAAGUUGCAACUGAAAGAACUGAACGAUGACAGUAAGCAAAUUUAGUUAGGAAUUAUUGGAUUUUAGAGAGACCAUCCAGAUCCCACCUGCUGAGGACAACCUCAUGCUUCCCAUAGAGCAUACGGUCAUUGGCUGAGAGCUCCUUCAGUCUCUGAUGAGACAGCUCAGUGGAUAGCUCCUUGAAUCUUGAGUUGGUCAGGAAGAGCCAAGUUCAGGUUCAGCCUCAGGUCCUUCCAAGUUGUAUGGCUAAGUUUACCUCAGUUUCUUCAACUUUAAUAUGGGGAUCACAGGAGCAUCUACCUUCCAGGGUUGUUAUGUAGAUCAAAUGAGAUCAAAUUCAUAAAGCAUUUGGCAUGACACCUAGAAUUAUGAUAUGUGAGUAGAACUUGUCAGUCUUGAAGAAUCACAAUAUAAGAGAUUGGUAUCUGGAGGGAGAGAGUAGCACUGUUCUAAAAUUGAAGUCAUUCUUUUUUCUUUCUUUUUUUUUUUUUACAGCUGUGAAGUCAGUCUAUUCAGUGUAUUUAUUGGAAAACAUAACCUUCUUGUUUUACAACUGUUGUUUGUUAUAACAGCAUCUAUCUCCUUUUGUUCAGUGGGUAGAAUACCCUAUUUAUCCAUUCCUGUACAGAUGCUGAAAAUUCAUUAGGACUUCCAGCUGGUGAUCUCUUGAUGGCUGCUGGUUGUCCUAGGAGGACCAAACUGCUGUGUUGUUAACCAUUUACUUACCCUGACCUAAUCUUAGGGAAGAGUUUUUUCAGCUACCCUUCCCUUUCCCCCUCCUCCCUACUCUUUUCUUUUGGGACAGGUAUGUGGAAUUUAACCUGCUUUAUGAUAGAGGCACAAAAUUUGGACUCUUCACUCCAGGAUCUAGAAUUGAAAGCAUCCUUAUGUCUUUGCC
Messenger RNA from Antechinus flavipes (yellow-footed antechinus), 2749 nucleotides. It is a transcript of the gene CPOX, whose product is annotated as coproporphyrinogen oxidase. The record is from RefSeq and is a predicted model, not a curated record. Gene Ontology annotation, cellular component: cytoplasm; mitochondrial intermembrane space. NCBI's taxonomy places the organism in Eukaryota, Metazoa, Chordata, Mammalia, Dasyuromorphia, Dasyuridae. The transcript has 6 exons. Bases 631 to 1896 code for a protein of 421 amino acids. Gene Ontology annotation, molecular function: coproporphyrinogen oxidase activity.